Mesorhabditis belari is the source of this 2191-nucleotide messenger RNA. NCBI's taxonomy places the organism in Eukaryota, Metazoa, Nematoda, Chromadorea, Rhabditida, Rhabditidae. The record is from the annotation of a GenBank genome assembly.
UACCAUUGACAGUCAAGAUCUGCUCGAGUAUUGGUCAAAGGCGGGGCUGAGGAUCGAUGAGGGGAUUUCCGUUUUGAAGCAAUGUGGUCAACCGAUCGCUGGCACAGUGAACGCCGUUUUUCUCUCUGGAUUUUUGGAACGAGAGCUCAGCGAUGCGGCUGCUGAAGCUCCAGUAGCCGUCAAAACCGCCAUCAUCGCUUUGCACUCUUGUAUCGAUUAUUUGCGGUGUUGUGUGAAAGAGAACGAAACACAGACCGAGUACCUUCAAAAGCAGCUUCAACUCGCAAAUCAACGACGAACGAUGUUAAUUGAGGAACUCGAACAGAAUCAACUUUCGAUCGAACAAGCUUUUGAGUCGAGAUUACGCGAAACCGAAGAGCGCUUCAAAAUGAAAUUGGGUCAAGUCGAAGAGAAGUCAAGGCAAGAGAAGAGAGAUUUGCAAAAUGAUAUUGAUAAGCUUGACGAUGAUCUCUCAAGAAGUAAACAAUCUGAAGCCUCGAUGCGUAAUAAGAUGACGAUGCUGGAAAGGCAAUGCGGUAGACUCAAUGAGGAGGCUAGAGAAUUCACCGAAACGAUCUCUCAACUCGAGCAGCUCAAUCGACAACUGAGGACAGAGCUAUCAAAGGCGAUGCAACCUCGACCACAAGAUGACAACGCAAAUGUUCUCAUGUGGAAGCAAAAAACCGAGCUUUUAGUUGCUCACAACAAAAGGUUGAGAGAGAAAGUGCAAGAGUUGUCGCUGAAUCAGAAAAAGAACAAAGCGGUGAGGGAUGUGAAUCCACUUUUUACCAAAUGGUCGUCGGCUUUUAAAUCACAAGUAAUGAUGUUCCGAAAACGACGAGUAGCUCGGGGUGAUACUCUCUCCGAAAUGGACAGUGAGCCAGAGGCAAUCUUUGCUCGAGUAAGACGAAGAAGGCUGAGGAAACGAAAAGAACGAAAACAGCGACAUGAACGACUUUUGGCUCGGCUGUCUAUACAACAAGAUGAUGCCUCUUCAUCCACCUCUACUGAAGGAAAGAUCCCGAAAAGUCACUCGAGUUCAACUGUUCACAAGAAUUCGAUCAAACAGCUGGAGGAUAGAGUCGGGAAACUGCAGGAUGAUCAUCGCCGAGAGCUCGCCCAAAUGAAACUUACCGCUAGCAAGACACUCGCCGAAGCGUUAAACGAUCAAGAAAAACAAUUGAAUUCUCAAUACGAACGACAACUUGAGCUUCGAAUAUCUGGUGAGAGAUCUCAGUUGGAGCAAUCGUUUGCAAACGAGAAAAUGAAGUUGAUGACUCGAUUACAAGAAGACUUUGAGUCCGAACUCCAGCGGAUAUCCGCCUCCACACAAAGCGAGGGACCGGCCGCCAUCGAGCAAUAUAAGCGUCAAAUCAAGAUGCUCGAAUCUUCCCUGGAAGGUCAACGAAACGGCUAUGAGAAGAGGCUGGCCGAGAUGAGGGACAAAUACCGCAAUCAGGUCCGCGCACACACAAGCUCUGUCUUGAUCGACAAAAACACUAACAACUUCUUGGCGCUGAUUGAGAAGUACAAAAAUCUCGAUCCGAGCACGUCCAUCUUUGAACAAAUCUCCCCGAGACUUGGAGUAGAAAAAAGACAUCAUCAUAUGCCAUUUCAAAGGAGCAUGUCAUCAAUGAGCUCUCGUUGUGAACGAUGUGAAUUGGUGGAUGCACGAUUGAGGGAACUCUAUCAUACAUGCACUGGAGACACAACAACAGCCGAAAGUGGAAUUGAGGAUAUUGGAAGUUCGGCUGGAAGUUUGAGUGAUGAUAAAAUCGUGCUCAAGCGAGAGAUUCGAAAGUUGAAGGGCAGACUGGAAGCGGCAAAAGAAAAAGUGGCUGAGCUACGAGUACUCUUCUCAAUGCAAAACGGUUCCUCAUCAGCUCGUUAUAAAUGCUCAAUGGGUGGCUCACAGGAUAGUCAACAAACAGCCGAAUGGCGUAGGACGCCGAUUACCAAAUGGAGUGACGUGAACCCAACAAUAGAAAGGCUUGAAAGCGAGAAAUUGAUUCUUGAAUCGAGACUUUCUGAGGCACAACUACUCAUCAAGAAUCUCGUCGAACAGUAUAGGAAACAGCUCGACGAGACGGCGAGAUUGGGCGGCAUUCUACAAGACAUGUACGCCCAACAGUCGCCGAAUGAGAAUGGUAGCAUAGCGAAGUCGGCGCCUCCAACCUCUCGUCCUAGUUCA